AUGUCCGCCUGCGAUAUGGAAUCUGUGCUGGCACAGAUCACCUCGUCGUCGACUCACCCAGCCAUCACGAACAUCAUUCCCUCGCAGAUAAUGCGCUCGCCGCGAGGCCUCCAGUUCUUCUACGCGCGAGCUCGCGGGAACACAGAAGUAACGUUCGACGAUCGGGACAUCAACCAGCUCCGUUUCUACCGCGAUGACAGGACACCGAAUGCCCACCUUCCCCCUGACCACGCCGCCAUCGCGCAUACUUACCUCAACGACCUGGUCAUGGCGGUGACGCUGGCAUUCGAGCCUCGACCGGACGAAACAGAAGGCGACUGCGAGCCUUUGUCUCACGAUCGGAUCCAUUGGAGCCAACCGGGAAUCCGCAGCAAAGUCGUGAUGAACGAAAAAAAUCUCCACCGACUGGAUUUGAUGCAGACUCUUGGCCCUGCGGUGUUGAAACAGUGGGUGAUCAUGGCGACCACGUUAUGCCACGAACUCAGCCAUGCGUUCAAUAUGGCGUUCGAAGGCCAAGAAGACCAUGAAAUGUUCUUCGAAGACGACACAUUCUGCGAACUCGGGCAUGCGUUUGAAAAGUUCGUUAUCGGUGGGCAGGUGCUUGUUGAGCGCGGGCCGGCUGGAGAGGCGAUGUUGGUGAUGCGUGAGUGGUCAUCGAGUCAUAUGAGCAAGGUCUACGCCGCUGGUGGGACUUAUGUUCCAACGGUCAGUAGGGCCAGUGAACCGGAUCCGUUAGACAUGACUGUGGUCCAGGACAGCUGGACGGAGCGGUUGUUCAAUGAUGAGCGAUUUUGGGACGAAACGCUCGUCCGUGAUGGCGGGCAGUCACUGCAGAUACCGGUGGCCGCCUUUGCCAGACGAGAAAGGGUAGAUUAUUCUACGAAGCUGGCAGCCGGCCGAACUAGAAACGCAGGAGCUUCGGCCGGCUCAGCAAACGUGCACGAGAUGCGCUGCGCUCGUCGAACUCGCAAGGAGUUCUAG
Messenger RNA from Zymoseptoria tritici IPO323, 981 nucleotides. RefSeq lists its product as uncharacterized. Lineage: Eukaryota; Fungi; Ascomycota; Dothideomycetes; Mycosphaerellales; Mycosphaerellaceae. The record is from RefSeq and is a predicted model, not a curated record. The coding region runs from base 1 to 981 and encodes 326 amino acids. The transcript is spliced from 4 exons.